Molecule: messenger RNA, 636 nt
Organism: Toxotes jaculatrix (banded archerfish)
Lineage: Eukaryota; Metazoa; Chordata; Actinopteri; Toxotidae
Gene: neurog3
Product: neurogenin 3
Exons: 1
Coding region: 1-636 (211 amino acids)
Molecular function (GO): protein dimerization activity
Source: RefSeq, a predicted model, not a curated record
AUGUCUCCUGCAGUACGGUGCGAACCCGAUGAACUGCUCACAUCCAGAGACUCAGCGACGCUGCGCAUCGCCGUGAAAGAACCAGGUGACACUUCGCACGACUCCGGAGAAACCUUUCCUCGAAAACUACCGUCUGUAUUCAGAGGAGUGUCCUCAACAAAACAUCCAAGGCACAACAACACCGGAUGCGAGCGGUCCGGACAGCGGGGCCGGCGCAGACUGAAGGCGAACGACAGGGAGCGCCACCGGAUGCACAACCUGAACUCGGCUCUGGACGCGCUGAGGAGCAUCCUGCCGGCGCUGCCGGACGACGCAAAGCUGACCAAGAUCGAAACUCUGCGCUUUGCCCACAACUACAUCUGGGCUCUGACCGAGACCCUGCGUAUGGCCGACCACCACGGACGUACGGCGGACUACCUGCCCGAGGCGGCAGAUCUGAGCAGCCCAUCAAGUGUUUUAUCUGCGGAGUCAUUUUACGUGACCUCACCUGACUUUGACCCAAGAAACUCAUACACAUCAGUCAAUGAAAUGAACUGUAAAAUCUUUACAAGAGGCGAAUCCAACACUGUUCCUGUUACCUUGUAUUUCAAGUCUGUAUGUGGUGACAAUAAUCUCCGCAGCACUUGGCACUGUUAA